Molecule: messenger RNA, 949 nt
Organism: Hydra vulgaris (swiftwater hydra)
Lineage: Eukaryota; Metazoa; Cnidaria; Hydrozoa; Anthoathecata; Hydridae
Product: small ribosomal subunit protein uS2m
Biological process (GO): translation
Cellular component (GO): mitochondrial small ribosomal subunit; ribosome
Molecular function (GO): structural constituent of ribosome
Source: RefSeq, a predicted model, not a curated record
GUGUUUUAUUACGGAAAAUAUAUAUACAAAUAAGUAUUUAGACGAUGUUACAAAGAUGCGGUGUUCUGGAUUUUAAUUAUUUUACAAAUCUUUGAAGCGUUCUAGGAAUGAAUACAAAUGAGUUGUAAAACAUCACUGAAACUUUUUUCGCGGCAAGUCGCUCGAGUAUUAAACAAAAAAGUGCAUACGUCAUAUGGUUUUGUGUUGAAUUCUCAAAAGAUAUCAUCUAUACAAGGUCAAAAAAGUUUAUUAGAGCAGGAUGACUUUUUUGAUGUAAAAAAGCUUGUUGACUUGAAAAAGUUAUUUGAUUCUCGAGUACAUUUGGGUCAUCACGAAGGGACCUGGAACCCUCUCACAAGACCAUAUAUUUAUGGUCAACGCUCAACACAGCUUAUUAUAGACCUAAACCAGACUGUCGAGUGCUUAAAUUGUGCAUUAAAUGUUCUUAGUCACAUUGUUUACAACCAAGGAAUUAUUUUAUUCAUCUCAAUGAAUCCGCGAUUUGAUUAUCUUAUUCAAAAAACAGCUCGAGACUGUGAAGAAUAUUUUAUUACACAUGGGUGGCAGAAAGGUUUAUUCACCAACUCUCCGUUGAAACUUGGUACACAAAAGCUUCCCGACCUUGUAAUUGCAUUUAAUAAUUCAAGAUUCGAAAAAACACGGGAUGCAAUAAUAGAGGCAUCUAUGUGCAACAUACCUGUUAUCGGAAUUGUUGAUACAGAUUGUGAUCCAAGGUUAAUAACUUAUCCCAUUCCUGCUAAUGAUGAUACAUACGAUUCAGUUAGUCAUUUAUGCGAUAUAUUUAAGCAAGCCAUUCUGAAUGCUAAAUUAAAGCGCAAUGAACUUAAUUGAUUAAAUUUUAUUGUUUUUAUAAAAAGACUUUAUGAAGCAAUAAAUUUAAUAUGUUUAAAUUGUAGGUCACUAAAAAUAAGAAAAUUUUUGUAUGAAA